Molecule: messenger RNA, 2112 nt
Organism: Rhodotorula toruloides NP11
Lineage: Eukaryota; Fungi; Basidiomycota; Microbotryomycetes; Sporidiobolales; Sporidiobolaceae
Product: clathrin binding protein
Exons: 13
Coding region: 1-2112 (703 amino acids)
Biological process (GO): intracellular protein transport; vesicle-mediated transport
Cellular component (GO): membrane coat
Molecular function (GO): clathrin binding
Source: RefSeq, a predicted model, not a curated record
AUGGCUUCGCGAGCUAGGAUGGGCCCGCGAGCGCGUGGCGAGAACGCGGAAUUGAGGGCCGAUCUGAACAGUCAAUACCGAGACACACGACGCGAAGCAACGAAGCGCGUCAUCGCUUCGAUGACUGUGGGCAAGGACGUCUCAGGACUCUUCCCCGACGUCCUGAAGAACAUGCAGACCGACGACCUUGAGCAGAAGAAGCUCGUGUAUCUCUACCUUAUGAACUUUGCGAAGACUCAACCCGAUCUCGUCAUUCUCGCCGUCAACACCUUCGUCAAGGACACGGAAGACCCAAAUCCCCUCAUCCGCGCCCUCUCGAUCCGUACCAUGGGCAUGUUGCGCUCGGAGAAGAUCCUCGACUACAUCGCCGACCCUCUGCGGAAGUGCCUGCGCGACGAGAACCCCUACGUGCGGAAGACGGCGGCGCUCGGCGUCAUGAAGCUCUACGACAUGAAGCCGAGUCUCGCGGUCGAGAACGGCUUCGUCUCGAUGUUGCAGGAGAUGGUCACGGACAGCAAUCCGAUGGUCGUGGCGAAUGCUGUCGUCGCGCUCACCGAGAUUCAGGAAGCCGCGGAGGAUGAGCCCAUCUUUGUGCUCGACUCUCAGACGCUCUCGCGUCUGCUCAUUGCGCUCGGCGAAUGCACGGAGUGGGGUCGGAUAGCCAUCAUGGGGGCGGUUGCGCGGUAUCAGGCCGAGGACGAGAAGGAGGCGGAGCACAUCUGCGAGAGGGUCAUCCCGCAGUUCCAGCACGCGAACGGCAGUGUCGUCAUCAUGAUCCACAUGGAGAACGUCCACCGGGAAGAGUUCGUCAAGAACAUUUUGCGGAAGAUGGCUCCUCCUCUCGUCACGCUCGUCUCGUCGGCGCCGGAAGUGCAGUGGGUCGCGCUGCGCAACAUCAACCUGAUCCUGCAGAAGCGACCGGACGUGCUCUCGAACGAGAUGCGCGUAUUCUUCUGCAAGUACAACGACCCCCCCUACGUCAAGGUCGAGAAGCUCGAGAUCAUGAUCAAGCUCGUGACGGAGAAGAACGUCGACACUUUCCUCAGCGAACUCAAGGAGUACGCUUCCGAGGUCGACGUCGACUUCGUGCGCAAGGCGGUUCGGGCCAUCGGGCAGUGCGCCGUCAAGAUCGAGGGAGCGGCGGAGCGUUGCGUCAACGUCCUGCUCGACCUGAUCUCGACCCGGAUCAGUUACGUCGUGCAGGAAUCGAUCGUCGUCAUCAAGGACAUCUUCCGACGCUAUCCUCAACGGUACGAGGGGAUCAUUCCGACCUUGUGCGCUUCGCUCGACGAGCUCGAUGAGCCGGAGGCGAAGGCGUCCCUCAUCUGGAUCCUCGGCGAGUACGCGGACAAGAUCGAGAACGCCGACGAGCUCAUUGGCUCGUUCCUCGACACCUACGCCGACGAACCGGUCCAGGUCCAGCUCCAGACGCUCACGGCCGUCGUCAAGCUCUUCCUCCACCGACCUGAACAGGCGCAGGCGCUUGUACAGCGCGUCCUUGCCCUCGCGACGAAGACUGCCGACUCUGCCGACCUCCGCGACCGCGCCUACAUUCAGUGGCGGUUGCUCAGCAGCGACACCGAGGUCGCCAAGGCCGUCAUACUCGCCUCUCGACCACCUAUCAGCUUGCCUACGACGUCCGUACCUCCCGCACUCCUCGACGAGCUCAUCAGCGAGCUGGGCGCGCUGAGCGCCGCCUACCAUAAGCCCGUGCAGGCCUUCGUCGCCGGCGGCAAACUUGGUGCCGACCAGAUCUCGACGAGCGAGCGACCGCAGGGCAACCACAUCCAGACCGCCCUGGCGACGGUUGCGGCGGGCCAGAAGGCUGAGAACCUCCUCGACUUUGACGACGACGAGCCCGCGGGCGACGCUUCCGCAGAUCUCUUCGCGCCGCCUUCCGGCAACAAUGCCUCGUCCAAUCCGCUUGACGACCUGCUCGGUCUCUUUGGCGGUUCGACUGGCACCGCGCCCGCCGCCGCAUCUUCCUCCUUCUCCUUCGACGCGCCCGCCGCCGCACCCGCACCCGCACCCUUUGCAUCUGCACCGGCGCCACCAACGACUAACGGCGGCACACCUGCGCCGAAGAACGACCUCGACGACCUGCUUUUCUAG